Molecule: messenger RNA, 1272 nt
Organism: Alnus glutinosa
Lineage: Eukaryota; Viridiplantae; Streptophyta; Magnoliopsida; Fagales; Betulaceae
Product: aspartic proteinase CDR1-like
Exons: 1
Coding region: 1-1272 (423 amino acids)
Biological process (GO): proteolysis
Cellular component (GO): extracellular region
Molecular function (GO): aspartic-type endopeptidase activity
Source: RefSeq, a predicted model, not a curated record
AUGGGAGGCAAUCAUGUCACAUUUCCUUCACAAUUGGUCAUUGUGUCUAUUCUUUCCAAUUAUCUAAUAUGGUUUUUGGCUACAGCUAGCGGGUUUACUGUUGAGUUAAUUCGACGAGACUCUCCCAAAUAUCCAUUCUACAAUGCUAAUCAGACUCCUAAAGAGCAGUUGAAUGCAUUAUCCCCGAAAGUCCAUCCAAGUACCGCCCAAUCAGAAGUAAGAAGAUACGAAUAUCAACAUCUCCUGAAGCUCUCUAUGGGAUCACCAUCGAUAGACAUCUAUGGCAUUGUCGAUACAGGGAGUGACCUUAUUUGGACACAAUGUGUACCUUGUGUUGGCUGCUACGAGCAGAUUUAUCCACUCUUCGAUCCUUCAAAGUCCUCAACAUAUUCUGGCAUUUCUUGUGAAUCCAAGCAAUGUCAUCUACUAAAGCGUGUCACAUGUUCUUCUGAAAAUAUUUGCAAGUAUGCUUACGGGUAUGUAGACGGUUCCUUAACCCAAGGUGUUUUGGCCAAAGAAACUAUUGCCAUGACUUCCACCUCGGGGGAAAAGGUUUCCUUAGACAUUGUUUUUGGGUGCGGUCACAACGAUACGGGAACUUUCAAUGACCAUGAGAUGGGAAUCAUUGGGUUAGGAGGAUGGACACUGUCCUUUAUUUCUCAAAUGGCUUCCACCUUUGGCGGCAAGAAGUUCUCCCAUUGCUUUUCGCCAUUUGGUACUGAUCCUAACAUUACAAGCAAGAUGAGUUUUGGCAAUGGAAGUGAAGUUUUUGGUGAUGGUGUGGUUUCAACACCUUUAAUAUCUAAAAAUAACGUCCCUUGGUAUUUUGUCACACUAAGAGGAAUUAGUGUCGGGGAUAAAUAUUUGCACUAUAACCUUUCAGGUACGGUUUCCGUUGGAAACGUGCUUCUUGAUUCAGGAACUCCGCCAAUGUAUCUGCCACAAGACUUUCACGACCGCUUGGUGGCAGAAGUGAAGCAGCAGAUUCCAUUGGAACCCAUUUCGGAAUAUCUUCCGAGGCUUUGCUAUAUAAGUGAAAAUAAUCUCGACGGACCAAUUUUGACUGUCCAUUUUGAGGGCGCUGACGUGUUGUUAAUGCCCAUACACACCUUUCCAGCUAAAAAUGGGAUUUCUUGCUUUGAAGUGUAUCCUCGUGAUAGUAGUGUUGAUGGAUCUAUAAUAUAUGGAAACUAUGCGCAAUCAAAUUUCUUGAUCGGGUAUGAUAUGGAAAAAAUGACAAUCUCUUUCAAGCCUACUGAUUGUACCAAAUAG